Messenger RNA from Onychostoma macrolepis, 1803 nucleotides. It is a transcript of the gene ankrd10a, whose product is annotated as ankyrin repeat domain 10a. The coding region runs from base 126 to 1274 and encodes 382 amino acids. NCBI's taxonomy places the organism in Eukaryota, Metazoa, Chordata, Actinopteri, Cypriniformes, Cyprinidae. The transcript has 7 exons. The record is from RefSeq and is a predicted model, not a curated record. Gene Ontology annotation, molecular function: protein binding.
AACCUGCUCCACAGCCCCGGAAGAAGUCCAGUCCGGGAUUUCCAAAUAGCCACUCAAGUUACACUUCGAGAGAGUGAGCGCUCAGUCUCACUGCCUUCUUUGUGUUUGUGCAGAACUGUUGGACCAUGUCUGUAGGACUGGAGCCCGGUUUCUCCAACGACGAGGUGUUGAGCCUCCGUUACCCGCUUCAUCGCGCGUGCAGGGAUGGAGACGUCGGCGCGCUGUGCUCGCUGCUCCAGCGCUCCUCUAACCAGGCGGACCUGGCCGCCGAGGACUCGUUUUACGGCUGGACCCCUAUUCACUGGGCAGCACACUUCGGGAAGCUGGAGUGUGUUAUGAGACUGGUGCAGGUGGGAUGUGAAGUGAAUUCAUUAACCACACGGUUUGCACAGACCCCAGCUCACAUUGCUGCGUUUGGAGGACAUCCAGAAUGCCUGCUGUGGCUCUUACACACAGGGGCUGAAAUAAACAGACAGGAUUAUGUGGGUGAAGCACCCAUUCACAAAGCAGCACGGGCCGGUAACAUGGAGUGCAUUAAUGUCUUGUUGAUCCAGGGAGCCAAACCGGACUUGAGGAAUGCAAAUGGGUUGACUGCAGCAGAUCUGGCCCAUGCUCAAGGCUUCCAUGAUUGCGCUCAGAUCCUCUCUAAUGCACACAACCAGCUAAAUCAGAUAAAUGGAUUUGCCCAUAAUGGGACUGACCACUCGCACAUCCAGGGCCGCAGUCUUCUGAAUGGGAUAGCCAAUAGAAAAAGAUUACUUGAUUGCACAGAGCCAAACCAAAUGAAAAAAGCAAGAACUGAGAGCAUGAAUUUUUCAGUGAAGGCAAACAAUGGAAUUGGAGAGGAGCUUGAGAGUAUGAAUGUGGAAUCAACUGCUGAAAACCAAUCAGAUGAAGCCAUAGCCACAGGUUUGAGGAAUGGUCAUGGGCAGCAGAACAGUUUCACUGUCAACAGCUUCGCCACAAAUGGGCAGUGCUAUCAAUCCCAAUUCAAUGGGGUUGAAACCAUUCCAGCUGAGUCAAGAAUGGACAUGUGCGGCUCACUGCACCGCAAUGGCAGCCCAAGCAGCUGUGUAUCUCACCGGCCUGCAUGGGGUGCGUUCCUGCCUGACUCUGGUGAGCAUCUGCACUAUGGACACUACCAUGGCUUCGGAGAUACGGCAGAGGACCUGGAAGAUGCUAGCAGCUGUCAGGAGCACAGCAUGAUCGUGAAGGUAGAGCAGCACUACGACCAAGAGGUUCUCAGUGCUGUGCAGUUGUUCCAUGGAUCAUAAAGUCAAAAUGAGUUCCGUCCAAGUGGUCACAUUUAUGGCAGCACUAUCCGCCUUACCGGUUAUCGUGCACCUUAAUGCAGGGGGGGGGAUUUUGAGAAUUUGUUUUUGAUAAGAGGACAAUCUUUCUACCAAAGGGAAAAAAUUGUAUUGCAUUUUGUAUCUGAGCUAAUGACUUUAUUUUAUUAUACAUACGUGUUUGAACUAGUUAUCUGGGUGCAUUUCUUUUUCCCCUUUAAUGCAAUGCUAGAACGUUAAGUUGUAUGAGGAGUUGAUUUUUAUGUGAAUUAAUUGUGAGUUUGUAGUUUUGUGCCAAUGAAUACUAGCUUUUUGAAAAAGGAGUCUUUUGUAUGAUUUUGUUGUAUUCUUGUGAGUUUUUUUCCUGAGAAGCAAAGCUGACAUGCUGACUAUAAAACAGUGUUUUUGUUUGUUUAGAUUUUUUGAAAAAGAAAGCUUAAGAUGUAUAACAUUCCUUCAUCUUUGUACCCUGUGUUCUAAUAAAAAAAUAAUAAAACUCAAAAGAAGCUCCUUU